Messenger RNA from Aureococcus anophagefferens, 2082 nucleotides. RefSeq lists its product as hypothetical. The coding region runs from base 1 to 2082 and encodes 693 amino acids. Gene Ontology annotation, molecular function: protein binding. Lineage: Eukaryota; Pelagophyceae; Pelagomonadales; Pelagomonadaceae. The record is from RefSeq and is a predicted model, not a curated record. The transcript has a single exon.
AUGGCCCACGACCUCGUCGGGGACACGCUCUACGUCCACGGCGGCGGCGGCCAGGGGUCGGCGACGCAGCAGCGGCGGAGCCUGCUCUGGUCGCUGGACAUCCAGACCCUGGCCUGGAAGGAGCUCGACGGCCCGCGGCGGUCGCUCGUGACGUCGCGGAGCAACCACAGCCUCACGUGCUGCGGCGGCACGCUCACGGUCUUCGGGGGCAAGGGCCUGGGCGCCAAGGCCGUGGACGUCACGAAGGAGCGGAAGCACGACGGCUCGGACACGCACGCGCCCGUCGUGCGCAUGAUGUCCAUGCGCAACGUGCUCAACGACGCGGCCGUCUUCGACCUCGCGAAGCGGACGUGGAAAUUGAUGCCCAUCACGGGCAAGUGGCCCACGCCGCGCCGGGGCCACACGGCGACGCUCGUGAAGAACUCGGAGGUCAUCGAGCAGGCCAUGAAGGCCGCCGAGGCCAAGGAGCUCGCGCGCGCCGCGAACCAGGGCGCCGUCGACGACGCCGAGGAGACGGCGCGCAAGGUCAACGACGCGCUGGGCCUCGACAAGCCGGACACGAAGUACGUGCUCGUCGUCGGCGGCGCCGGGCCCGACAUCGGCGGCAAGGGCUUCGAGACCGUGCUGGGCCAGGUCUGGGCCUUCGACCCGGCCCACGGCUACUGGGCCGAGGUCACGUCGAUGUGCACGGGCGAGCGCCCCCCCGCGCGCUUCGAGCACACGGCGACGCCCGUCGGCCGCUACGUCGUCGUCAUCGGCGGCCUGUCGGCGACGGUGAACGCCGCCGACGCCCUGGGCCACAGCGACGUGCUCUGCCUCAACGUGGACACGCUAAACUGGGCGGUGAUCCCGACGUCGCACGCCGCGACGGAAUCGCCGGCGUUGUACGGCCACAGCGCCUGCCGGUCCCUGGCCAGCGACGAGCUCCUGGUCUUCGGCGGGUCGACGCGCGACUCCGAGGUGCGCGUGUUGAAGCUGUUCCCCGAGCGCAUGGACCUGUGCACGUGGCGCGUCGCGCGGACGCCGCCGCUCUACGGCGACGGCGGCGCCGCGCCCUUCCUGAACAAGAAGCACCACCCGAAGCAGCACGCCCAGGAGGUCGCUCGAACGCCCGCCAACGCCUUCGCCAAGCACAAGCAGGUCCUCGGGCGGUCGCGGGCGCCGAUGCCCGCGCGGCCGGACACGGCGCCGUUGCUCGACGUCGAGGCCUUCGACGCGCCGCCGCCGCGCCGGGGCCACCUCUUCUCCCUCUUCGUGCCCCGGGGCAGCUCCGCGCGCCACGGCGCCAUCGCGGCGCCCGUCGCGCUCUGCUUCGGCGGGUCGCACCUCUUCGGCGGCGCGGAAGGCGCGCACUUCGCGGGCGCGGAACUUUUCCUCUACGACCCCGCGGCGGCCGCGGACGUCUUCGACCCGCUGGCGGCGCCGGCGAAGGUCGGCGGCCUCUUCGACGCCGCGUCGCGCGCCGGGAACCUGAGCCAGUUUCGGCGCUUGUCCGCGGCGGCCGCGUCCGCGCGGGGGGGAACGCCCGUCGGCGCGCGCGCGGAGCGUGCGUUCAUCGACACGAUCCGCGGCGACCUCCAGCGGUCGUCCUUCAGGGCCGAGUACUCCUACGACGGCGUCAAGCGCCUGCUGCAGACGGCGAACCGGGAGCGUCUGAAGCUCAAGCCGCCGAAGCCGCCGAUGGACGACGCGUCGUCCGUCGCGUCCACGACGUCCUCGGCGACGUCGCGCCACCCCGUCGUCCACGGCCUCCUGAGCCACGACCACCACGCGUUGAGCAACAUGCAGCACGACGUCCACGACGUCCAGUCCACCGUGAAGCUCGGCAAGAACGACUUCCAGCGGACGCACGACGCGCACCUGAGCCACAGCAACAGUUUGGGCGCGCUGCCGAACCUCAAGAACCUGCCCUUCGCCUUCAAGCAGAUCCACUCGUCCUGCAGCGCCCAGGACCUCCAGCGCAUCAAGUCCAUCAACGCGAGGACCCACAACAAGGCCAUCGCGCGGAAGCUCUGGUACGAGCACGCGGAGCCCCACCCCCUCGCCCACCUCCUCCCGCCGGACCUCCAGGUCUGGCUGUAA